UACAAUUAAAAAUAUUAAAAAGGAAGUUUCUUUAUUUGUCAUAAAUCAACAAGCUUUCUGCACUGUAUCAAAAAGAAAAUAGAAAGGCGUUAUAUUAAACACAAAAAACUUUAAUCCUUUCCAACUAGAAAUAUCAUAAAGAAAAAGGAAAAAAAAGUUUCAGGAGGAGAAAAGUCACUGUAUUCCUUCUUCUUUUCUUGUUAGUACUUAUAUUGUGAAAAUGGGUGCUUUUUUCUCUAAACAGGUGGAAAGAAGAAAAGCAAUCCGUACUCAGAAAAAACUUCUUUGUGAUCUCAAGGACAAAGGUAGCGCAGAUUUCCCUGGUUGUGAUCAUUUCGUAGAUGAUAGGAAAAAUUGGAUGUCAACACUUGCCCUCGAUAAACUGCAUGUGAACCAGAUAGUUUGGCCCGGUACCCAUGAUUCAGCAACUAACAAAAUAGGGAUCCCAUUUAUUUCUCGACCUUUUGCCCGAACACAAUCACUGUCCAUUUACAAACAGCUGGUCAUGGGCACCCGUGUUCUUGACAUCAGAGUUCAAAAAGAUGGUCGUGUGUGUCAUGGUAUCCUAGUUUCUUGUAACGUUGAUGUUGUCAUCAACGAUGUCAAGAAAUUCCUGUCGGAGACACAAUCGGAGAUCAUCAUUCUCGAGAUCCGAACAGAGUUCGGACACGAUGAUCCACCUGAUUUCGACAAGUAUUUGGAGAAUCAGUUGGGUGAAUAUCUAAUCCACCAAGACGACUCUGUAUUCAACAAAACAGUAGCAGAGUUAUUGCCAAAGAGAGUAAUCUGUGUGUGGAAGCCAAGAAA
Messenger RNA from Capsicum annuum, 807 nucleotides. RefSeq names its product PI-PLC X-box domain-containing protein DDB_G0293730-like. NCBI's taxonomy places the organism in Eukaryota, Viridiplantae, Streptophyta, Magnoliopsida, Solanales, Solanaceae. Gene Ontology annotation, molecular function: phosphoric diester hydrolase activity. Gene Ontology annotation, biological process: lipid metabolic process. The record is from RefSeq and is a predicted model, not a curated record.